Messenger RNA from Pelagomonas calceolata, 1193 nucleotides. The record is from the annotation of a GenBank genome assembly. Lineage: Eukaryota; Pelagophyceae; Pelagomonadales; Pelagomonadaceae.
AACACACUAGCAUUCAGACAAGCCGAGGCAAAAUCUCUACAUAUAGUUGCUACAACCCGCUAUAGGUGACGGUUGCUUGGUUCUGUGACCGCUUCUCAUCGAUUCUUGACAGCACGCCAUCGCUGCGGCACUUGCAAUGACCUCGCUGCACAAUGCGCUGCGGCGCCGCAUACCGCACUACCUCCUCAGCCUUUGCGUCGCAUGCUUGGCAACAACAAUCGGUGUCGUAGUCUGGGAAUUAGCGGGAGACGAGUCCUUCCUCACGGGCUCGGCGCCGUGGCUUCAUAUCCGACACGCGCACGGGUUCUCCUACGCGCACAUGCCUUCACUACAGAACAAAACGGCCGUCGUCACAGGAGCCUCCUCUGGGUUAGGUUUGGCCGUGGCCCGAGGGCUCGCAGAUGCAGGAUGUACCGUCAUAACCACGGCCCGCACCUUCGACAAGUGCGCCAAAACGACAAAAACCGUCGGAUCGGGCACGUGCGUCGCGAUGGAGCUCCUCGAGCUGAAGAGCGUCUACCGCGCGGCGCGCGUCGUGAAGGAGAUGGCUCCAUCAGGAAUCGACUUCCUCGUGCUCAACGCCGGUAUUAUGAUGCCUCCGUUAUCGAUAAGUGAGGAUGGCCUCGAGGCGCAGUUCCAGACGAACCACCUCGGGCACUUCGUCUUGGUGAACGAAGUGCUCCCUUUGUUAAAUGAAGGGGCGCGCGUCGUCGCCGUCAGCUCGGUGGCGCAUCGGUUCAGUUCCCAAGACGAGCUCUGGACGGCCGAGAAGCUUAAUGACCGUCAGACGUACAACAAGUUGCGGUGGUACGGCUGGUCGAAGCUCUGCAACAUACUCUUUUCGAGGGAAUUACAUAGACGGUAUGACGUCCACGCGGUCGCGGUCCACCCCGGCGCGGUCCGCGGGAACCUGUUAAGGUUCGUCCCGGCGCCGUGGUUUGUAGUCAGGGCGUUCGAGCGCCUGUUCUACUGGGACGCGGCGACGGCGGCCUUAACCGUGCUGCGCCCCCUCGUCGAUUCUACAAUAGAGCCGGGGAGCUACCUCGUGCCCGUGGCGCGGCCCCACGUAUCCUCGGACCGGGCCGCCGACGCGGAGCUCGGCGUGCGGCUCUGGAGCGCGUCCGAGGUGCUGGUCGCGGACAUCCGCCACGCGAACGGGAACUAUAGCGAUGUAAUGUAUUCAAGUUAACUUA